This is a messenger RNA of Cyprinodon tularosa, 836 nucleotides long. RefSeq names its product FKBP prolyl isomerase 11 (gene fkbp11). The record is from RefSeq and is a predicted model, not a curated record. Gene Ontology annotation, biological process: protein peptidyl-prolyl isomerization. Gene Ontology annotation, molecular function: peptidyl-prolyl cis-trans isomerase activity. Lineage: Eukaryota; Metazoa; Chordata; Actinopteri; Cyprinodontiformes; Cyprinodontidae. The transcript has 6 exons. Bases 199 to 789 code for a protein of 196 amino acids.
CCACGGCAGACCGAUGGGAUACUGCUGGAGGGAUUUUCAAGGCGGGCUCUUUGUGAAAACCCAGGUGUUAGGACAGCUUCCACGGCGGCUAAGUUCUUAUCGCCACAGCAUUAAAACACAUCAGCACUACCGAGCCAUUUUGGACAGGCGGUGCAGCUCGAUCGGCUCUUUCUUUCUCUGACGGAAGUUUUAUGUUGAAUGGAAGCGGCUCUCCGCAAGUUCACAAUGAAGACUCGCGUUUUUCUCCUAAUGCUUGCGGUUUUCUCCCAAGGACUCGCACAGGUUGAGGAAAACGAAGCAGACGAGCUGCAGGUCGAGACAUUGGUGAAGCCAGAAACUUGCUCCGUUCUCUCAACAAUGGGAGACACGCUGCAAAUCCACUACACUGGUAAACUGAUGGAUGGGAAGGUGAUCGAUUCCUCGCUGUCCCGGGACCCUCUUGUUGUGGAGCUGGGGAAGAGGACGGUUAUUCCUGGUCUGGAGCAAAGCUUGAUUGGUGUUUGUGAAGGGCAAAAAAUAAAAGCCACCAUUCCUCCUCACCUUGCUUAUGGAAAAAAAGGAUACCCUCCUACGAUUCCAGGUGAUGCUGUUCUUGAAUUCGAGGUGGAGGUGAUUUCUCUGUCACCACAGACGCAGUGGCAGAAGAUCAUCAAUGACGUGUUCCCCUUGGUGUGUUUGGCCCUGGUGCCGACUCUGCUCGGCCUGGUGGGGCUUUACCUUUACAAAAAGUCCACAGCCGAGAAGCCCAGCAAAAAGAAGUCCAAAGAUAAGAAGAGUAAGAAGAAAUAAGGGCUAGGCAGAUCAUUUAAUUUAAAUAAACUUUUUCAAAGACUCUG